GCCUGAGCCUGAGCCUGAGCCUGAACCUGCGCUUUAAAAGGGUUGUCUCACCCCUUUGAACAGAAAAGAAAGAGACGACAGGGAAGAUAGAGUAUUCAUUCGUUAAUCACAGUCACUCGUUAAGACUCAACUACUCGAUAAUUUAAUUCUAUACACUCGUUAAUCAUGGCCGCCAAGUUCCUCACUGCGGCUCUCAUCGCCGCUGUCCCAGUCCUGGCCAAGACCGAUCUUGCAGGAUGCACCAGCUACGACACGGUUCUCAGCAACGCCAAUGGGAUGUACGCGUCUCGAAUCUGGUACGUCCCUGACACGGGCGAGCUGUGCGACUUUCUCGACUGUGGCGGUGGCCGAGCUCCCCCCAAGACCACUGUUCCCGGAUGCCCUGGCUACGUCGGCACCGCGACCUACUCUCCUCUCUUUAUCAACCCCAAGACUCUCGGUGGUGCUGUUCCUGAGGAGACUGGUGAUUCUUCUCCCACGAGCACUGAGGAUGGUGUGAGCGAGUCUGCUACUAUCACGGCGGCGCCUACUACCGAGACUGAGGAGAGUGCUUCAACUACUGAGGCUGAGCCCGAGACUGAGUCUGAGACUAAGAGCAAGGAUGAUGAAGAGACUUCGACCGAUAAGGCCAAGGACACAAAGACUAUCACCACUCUUGCUACUCACGCAACUCCCUCUGCUUCGUCCGGAGCCGAGACCGGUUCCGCUGCUGCCUCCGCAUCCGGAUCCGAUUCUCACUCCGUUUCGCACUCCGACUCCAGCUCCGAGACCGACGCCGCUGCUACCCCGGCCUCUACCGUUUCCACCGCCGGUGCCGUCAUGCCCACAGCCGGAGCCUUCCUCGCUCUCGCCGGCGCCGCUAUGUACGCCGGAAUGCUCUAGAUAUAUAGAUAAGAAACCUGGAUCUAGUCUUGUAGAAAAUAUAGUCCAUCUCGGAUAUGCUUGCCUAUUUAUACAAUGCCUCCCUCGGCCGCCUUUACCCAUCUAUAACCUGGCCAGCUGGCCUAUUCCGCCUGCUCUCAAAUUCCGCCGACCUCCCGUGACGGGCGUAGUCACCCUCCCCCUCCGCCUCCGCCGUAGAUCCCGGGGUUCCACCACGACGAGCAAUAGGGCGUUGAAGCUGAUAGGUCCACCAACCAAUACGCGGUGUAAAAUGACAAGAUUUAGUAUUCAAUGGGCGUCUUAGCCUUACAAGAACAAUGUAGAUACAGAUACGUUCGAUCUGUGCCUUGCUUUAUGGGUUGCAUAUAAGAUGUCAGCAAGACAUGACACGGAGCCAUGAUUUCAUAGUAG
Fusarium verticillioides 7600 is the source of this 1293-nucleotide messenger RNA. RefSeq lists its product as hypothetical. The record is from RefSeq and is a predicted model, not a curated record. The transcript has a single exon. The coding region runs from base 166 to 882 and encodes 238 amino acids. Lineage: Eukaryota; Fungi; Ascomycota; Sordariomycetes; Hypocreales; Nectriaceae.